Molecule: messenger RNA, 1692 nt
Organism: Rana temporaria (common frog)
Lineage: Eukaryota; Metazoa; Chordata; Amphibia; Anura; Ranidae
Gene: FUCA2
Product: alpha-L-fucosidase 2
Exons: 7
Coding region: 83-1474 (463 amino acids)
Biological process (GO): glycoside catabolic process; fucose metabolic process
Cellular component (GO): lysosome
Molecular function (GO): alpha-L-fucosidase activity
Source: RefSeq, a predicted model, not a curated record
GGGCUCUGCACGCCGCCUCUCCGUGUCAUGUGACUGUCCAGGAAGAAGGCAGACACCUGUCUCCACUCUCCGGGGGUCUGCAAUGGACGGAGCGCUCCCUCUACAGGCCGUCUUUCUACUCCUCCUGGGGGCACAGCUCGGGGGGGCUGGAGCCAAGUAUGAGCCCACCUGGGAGUCACUGGACGCAAGACCCAUCCCGGACUGGUACGAUGACGUCAAGUUCGGGAUCUUCAUCCAUUGGGGGGUGUUUUCUGUGCCCAGCUUCGGCAGCGAAUGGUUCUGGUGGUAUUGGCAGGGAGCAAAGUCGCAGCCUUAUGUCAAUUUUAUGACUAAAAAUUAUCCCCCUGGCUUCAGUUAUGAAAACUUUGGGCCCCAGUUCACAGCAGAGUUUUAUGAUCCACGGCAGUGGGCGAAUACAAUAAAAGCAUCAGGUGCCAAGUAUGUUGUUCUUACUUCAAAACACCAUGAAGGUUACACUUUGUGGGGUUCAAAAUUUUCAUGGAACUGGAAUUCUGUGGAUGUAGGAUCAAAGCGGGACCUUGUUGGGGAGCUGGCUGAGGCUGUCAGGAAUACCACAGACUUGCAUUUUGGACUUUAUCACUCUCUAUUUGAGUGGUUCAACCCUCUCUUCCUUUCUGAUAAAUCCAAUUCUUUUAAAACACGCACCUUUCCAAACGCAAAGUCCUUGCCUGAACUGUACGAACUUGUGAUGCAAUACAAGCCGGAAAUUCUGUGGUCAGAUGGAGAUGGUGAUGCCCCAGACACAUACUGGAACAGCACUGUUUUUUUGGCUUGGCUCUAUAAUGAAAGCCCAGUUCGGGACAACGUUGUAACCAAUGACCGAUGGGGAUAUGGCAGCAUUUGUAAACAUGGUGGCUUUUACACAUGUAGUGAUCGUUACAAUCCUGGGCAUCUGCUACCUCACAAAUGGGAGAACUGCAUGACCAUUGACAAACGUUCCUGGGGAUACAGGCGGAAUGCUUUAAUCUCUGAAAUGCUGACCAUUGAAGACCUGGUGCAGGAGUUAGUUGAAACUGUAUCCUGUGGUGGGAAUCUGCUGUUGAACAUUGGUCCAACGCAUGAUGGUCGAAUCCCGGUAAUAUUCGAGGAGCGCUUAAGGCAAAUGGGUAAAUGGCUUGAAGUAAAUGGAGCAGCUAUUUACAGCACAAAGCCUUGGAGAGCACAAAAUGAUUCAUUGACUUCAGGAGUCUGGUAUACAUGCAAGCCUAAAGAACAAGCUGUGUUUGCUGUAUUUCUGAAGUGGCCCGCCAACCAGAAUAUUGUACUAGGAGAACCCAAGGCAUCUGAACUAACAGAGGUUUACUUGUUGGGGUAUGACGGACAGCUUGAAUGGAUAGCGCUCGGAGACAAAGGAAUGGUUGUAAUAUUACCCAGACUUGGACCUGCAACUCUUUCUUGGGGAUGGACUCUCAAGAUAUCCAACUUGAAUGAAAUUGUAGUAAAUGCCACAUAGCUGUGUACUGUACAUAGCUGAGAGAACUCUACAUAUUUGAACUACCUAAAAUAAUUGCACUCUUCUUGUGCAGCUACAACUCAGGGAAAAAAAUAAAGAUUUUAUGAUGAUCUGAUUUUCUAACUGAAGUGGGAUUUACUUUUUUCCUCAUGAAGAAUAUGCCUUAUCUUUAUACUACGUAAGAAUACUUUGUUAGCAAAAUGAAUAAAACAUACUUU